Messenger RNA from Prunus dulcis (almond), 3240 nucleotides. RefSeq names its product proline-, glutamic acid- and leucine-rich protein 1. The record is from RefSeq and is a predicted model, not a curated record. The transcript has 14 exons. Gene Ontology annotation, cellular component: nucleus. The coding region runs from base 181 to 2832 and encodes 883 amino acids. Lineage: Eukaryota; Viridiplantae; Streptophyta; Magnoliopsida; Rosales; Rosaceae. Gene Ontology annotation, biological process: rRNA processing.
UCACGCCUAAUAGUAAAACGAAGCUCUCCUCCGCUCCACCUUUCUCCCAAACAUUCUCAACCUUCACUCGCUUCUCAAACGUUUUCAGUCAUUCUUUUUCUAUAGUUCCAAACUUCUGUUCAUUCAUCCAUACAUAAACGCCAAACCUAGUCGGCUAUUUGAGCUUAAGCUUGGACUCCAAUGGCAGCUUUCGACCAUAUCAAGGACUUGUACGAUGUUGCUCUAAAGCCUCGUCUGUUGCACACGCUCAUUAGAGACCAUGUCCCCGACACUAAGCACCCUUUUGGGAGCCCAUUCGAGCUGUCCAAGGUAGUGUACAUGAUCAAUACUCACAACCUCCUUCGCGAGUCUGUACAAGAUUUGACUGAUCAAAAGCUAAUCAAUAAUUGGAGGUCCGCCAUUGAUUCCUGGGUCAACCACUUGAUGGAGCUCAUCGCCAGUGACAUUCCAGAUAAAUGUUGGGCGGGAAUUUGUUUGCUGGGGGUGACUUGUCAGGAAUGCAGCUACGAGCGUUUCUUGGAAUCAUACUCUGGUUGGUUCCAGAAGCUUCUAUCACAUAUUCAGUCUGCCGAAACUUAUCAAUUUGUGAAGGUGGCCUCUUGCUCCUCAAUGGCAGAUCUCAUCACAAGGUUGGGUGGAUCUCCAAAUGCAAAAAGGGAUGGAACUACCCAUGCUGGGAAGCUUGUUCAACAAGUCAUUCAACCAGUUUUGAAAUUAUUAGAUGAUGAUCAUUCAGAGGUUGUUUGGGAAGGAGCAGCUCAAUUGUUGUGCACAAUUAUGUCUUUGUUUCCAUUUAGCAUCAAUCGCCAUUAUGACACUGCUGAAGAUGUUCUUGCUUCAAAAAUUUUGUCAGGAAAAUGCAGUGUUAAUAUACUGAAGAAACUUGCUCGUUGUCUGGCAUUACUAGCAAAGUCAAGAGGAGAUGAGGAUAGCUGGUCCUUAAUGAUUCAGAAGAUCUUAUUCUUGAUUAAUGGUCACCUGAAUGAUGUUUUUCAGGGUUUUGAGGAAGAAACCAAACGCCAUGAAAUUAUUAGAUUUUUGGUUCCCCCAGGAAAAGAUACACCUCCUCCCUUAGGAGGGAAUAAAAUGUCAGGAGAAGCCUCAACGAAGGCAAGAAAGCGUUCUGAGCGUUUGCCAAUGCCCAGUGUCUCUGCAUUGAUGGUUUGCUGCUCUACAAUGCUAACAACUUCAUACCCUGUUCAGGUGACUGUUCCCAUUCGGUCCUUUUUAGCCCUUAUUGAGAGAGUGCUGAUAGUGGAUGGCUCCUUGCCACACUCCUUGCUGGCCUUUAUGACUGCCAUGCAGCAAGAAUUCAUUUGUUCAGAACUUCCACUUUUGCAUUCGUAUAGUUUGGAACUCCUCGCUGCGAUCAUAGAGGGUGUGCGCAGUCAAAUUUUACCACAUGCUACAUAUUUAGUGCGUCUGCUUUCAGUGUAUUUAAAGAGAUGUGCAUUGCCAGAAUUGAGAAUAAAGGUCUACUCAAUCACAAGGAUUUUGCUGAUAUCCAUGGGCGUUGGUAUGGCAGUAUGCCUUGCUCAAGAAGUUGUUAACAGCGCAUUUAUUGAUCUAAAUCCCAUUGCCAAUGAGAGUGGUGGUGCAUCUUCUAGUGGAAACUCAAAGCCUUCUACUGAAGCAUUGGUUCAAACACCACAACAUAGCCAUAGAAAGAGGAAGCAUGGAGCUUCGAGCGGAUCUCUUGAGUGGCAUAACACUAGUAGAUUGGAAGGGGGAACCCCCAAGAACCAUACAACAUCUCCAAUUGCUGUUAAAAUCGCUGCACUCAAGGCGUUAGAAGCUCUUCUCACUGUGGGUGGUGCAUUGAAAUCUGAAGGAUGGCGAUCAGAUGUUGAUCUUCUUCUGAUAAACAUAGCUACUAAUUCUCUGAAAGGGGCAUGGGGUGGUGAGAACGGAAACAUUUACCAACUCAAUGAACCUGGUGAUAUUGGGGGUGGUAUGCAGCUUGCAGCACUACGUGCACUUUUGGCAUCUUUCCUUUCUUCAUCUUGUGUCCGCCCCACUUAUUUAGCUGAGGGUCUUGAUCUUUUCCGUAGAGGCAAACAAGAAACUGGAACCAAACUUGCUGAAUUUUGUGCUCAUGCUCUUUUGGCCUUAGAAGUGCUUAUACAUCCCAGGGCCCUCCCGCUGGCAGAUUUCACCGACGCAACUCUCCUGUCUGAUAAAGUUCACUACAAACUCCCAGAAAAUAUGUACUCUGGUAGUCUAAGACCCCGAACCCCAUUUUCAGGUGACAUACAGGGAAUGAUGCAUGAUGCUGCUGACUCUGAUCAGGAUGACCUAUUUGAUAGCUGGCUUGCAAGGAGUAAAGAAAUGGAAGCACCAGUGAGUGACCUAGAAAAGACUAUGCAGGCGGGAGAGCCAUCAAAAACUGUAACAGUUAAUCAGGAUAAAACGCUUUCUGUAGAUGGGUCAUUUAGUAAAGAGACUCUAGCAGGAAGCGUACAGGAGCUCGCAGCAACCAUGGAGGAUGUGGAGAUGAGAGGCAAUAGGGAUGAAAGUAUGGUUGAAUCCCACAAAUUGAAAGAAUCCAUAGUGCAAUUUCAGGAUAUAGUGUCUCCAAAGGUUGUCUCAGUUGUUGGAACUACUACUGUUACUGAAGAAGUGUUUGGGAGGGUUGAUAUGGAAAGUGGUCCAUCAGAUCAAAGAGGUAGCAAUACGGUCGAUGUUCUGGUGGCUAAGGGUGAUGAGUCUCUUGGCGGAGGCAAUUUCGCUACCACUCCAAAGCCUGAGAAGAGCAAGGGAGUUGCAUUUGAAACGGGUAAUGAUUCAGAUGAGGAUUCAUUUCCCGAUAUUGUGGAUCCAGAAUCUGAAUGAUGUAAGAAUUUUGGUUAAGUUUGUUCUGUAGAGAUACUAUGCGUCUGUCAUCAUAGGGUCUUUUAUCCCUUGUGUUUGGAGGAAUUAGGGAGUUGAUUUACAUUGCUGUUGGUGCCAUUAGUCUUUAGUCAAGAGGAGCCUCACAUUAAAUUAGUUUAAUAGGCGCUUGUCAACUUUCUUGCCACAGUUUUACGGACCCUGAUGUUUUGUGAGAUUUUCAAAGAAACUAUUCCUAGCCUUGUGGGAUUUUUGCAUAAAUUAGCCUCUUAGGAAAGGAUUGGGGUCCAUAAUGUUCUUAAUCGGCUAUGUAAUGUUUCUGUAUGCAACAACUUGCUGCUGGUCGAAUUAUCAUUUGCCCUGUUGUUCUGUGCACUAUCUAAGCUACUUAACCAAAGACUCAAAUUGUCA